AUGGCCGCAGAAACUGCAGAGGCCGUAAAGUAUGGCACAGAGUUCAGAAACGACAUCCCUACCGGCCUCGACGUGGUGGAGAAGCACAGCGGGGCCGUCGAAGGCAUCAACAUCGUGCUUACGGGCACAUCUGAAGGCUCGAUAGGAGCUGAGGCCGCGAAAGCACUCGCGGCGAAAGGGAAGCCUGCGAAGAUGUUUCUCCUGGCACGGACGGAAUCCAAAGUUGCACCAGUACUCAAGGCGAUCAAGGAUGCGAACUCCUCAGUCGAAGCAGUCUUCGUUCAGCUGGAUCUAAUGGAUCUCGACAGCGUGCGCAAGGCAGCGAACGCCGUUCUUGCCCAGACCAGUCAAAUUCAUAUCUUGAUGAACUUCGCCGGCAUCUUCAUCAGGCCGGAGUACGUGCAAUCAAAACACGACGUCGAGCAGCACUUCGCCACCAACCACCUCGGCCACUUCCUCCUCACAAACCUCCUAAUGCCAGCCAUGAUCGCCACCUGGCCACACGCCCGCAUCGUCCAGCUCUCCAGCGGCGGCCACAUCAUCUGUCCACUCCGGCUCGAAAAGAUGAACUUCGACAACGGGGAGACCUACCACCCCUGGGAGGCCUACAGCCACGCCGACUCGGCCUGCAUCCUCUUCGCGCGGGAGCUGGCAAGACGCCUGAAAGCUAAAGGCUUCAAAACCGCUGCCUUCUCCGCGAAUCCAGGGUUCGUCCCGGAUUCGAAUCUGAAUAAUCAUCUACCGCCGGAUCAUAUGAAGGGGGCUUUUGAGAAGUAUCUGGAGUUUCAUGAGAGUGUUCCGGGGGAUGUGGAUGAGGGGGUUCUUUCGCUGGAGCAGGGGCCUGCUACGCCGUUGAUUGCGGCUUUGGAUUCGGUGUUGGCGGGGUGGGAGGGAGCCUAUGUUAGUGAUGGUGUGGCGGUGGCUGAUAAGGAUAUGAGGGAGAAGUGGGUUGUGGAUGAUGAGUUGGCGAAAAGGUUGUGGGAGUUGGAUGAGGAGUUGGUGGGUGAGAAGUUCUUGUGA
Messenger RNA from Zasmidium cellare ATCC 36951, 1020 nucleotides. RefSeq lists its product as uncharacterized. The coding region runs from base 1 to 1020 and encodes 339 amino acids. The record is from RefSeq and is a predicted model, not a curated record. Lineage: Eukaryota; Fungi; Ascomycota; Dothideomycetes; Mycosphaerellales; Mycosphaerellaceae. The transcript has a single exon.